GCAUGACUUCUAUAAAUGUGAGGUGUUGGGCCCCACUAAGGUCCGCCUUAACCGCCCUCCCCUCCUCCUCCUUCUCCUGGCCCUGAGCAACCUACACCCACCCCCACCCGCUUAUGUGUGGAGGUUCAAGGUCCGUGAAACCUACUACCAGAACGGCAAACAAGUCGCCCGGCAGCAGAACCCAGACAGGUGUAAUCAAGAUGUCAACACCUAUGGGGGUUGCCACUGGAGAGACUGUGUCAUACUACACCGCAGCCAGUCUCAGCAAGGCCAGCCUGGGUACCUUCUUUUGGUGCAACGGCACCUUAAGCAACUGCAUGAACUCCUCUGACCCCAGGCCUUGCUUCGUGGUCACAGUAGUUCCCCGACUAACCUUGUAUGGAGAGUUGGAGCUCGCCUGGCUGCUCCCUCCAUCCCAUCCCUGGACCCGCAGGGCCGCCUUUCUCCCUAUCAUGUUAGGGGUGAGCAUCGAUGCCUCAAUAGACCUCACCGGGGCCCUCGGGAACAGUCUGGUCACUGCUCAGUACUUUAAUGACAAGCUCCAGUUAGCCCUGGAGUCUACUACCGCCUCUUUUUAGCCUCCCUACAGUGGCAAGUGACAUCAAUAGCCCAGGUAGCCCUACAGAACCAGUGUACCUCAGACCUUCUGACUGCAGAAAAAGGAGGAACCUGCAUAUUCCUUCAGGAAGAAUGCUGCUACUACAUCAACGAGUCCGGAGUAGUGGAACAAAACGUAAACGUACAGACCCUGACUAAGCUGAGUGAAGAACUACGUGCAAGACACUCCUGGGACAACUCUCCUUUCGGCUGGUUCCAAAGCCCCUUAGCUACCUGGGUCCUACCCAUGAUAGGGCCCCUGAUUCUCAUCUGUGUCUUUUUUCUCCUAGCCCCCUGUCUCUUCAAGUUCAUCCGCUCCCGGGUCACGGAGAUGUCAUGGGUGACUGUGAAUCAGCUCCUGCUCCAUCCCUACACUCGGCUGCCCUCCGAUCUGCCUCUGCCUAACCCUGGCCUUUAAAACGCCCCCCUCGACAUCCCUGGCCAGCUGGAAGUAGUCAGAAUGAGUCGGCGUCCUCUAUCACCAAAAGGCCAGGAUGUUAGGUUGGAGAGAGCCCAGGAUCGGACACAUGCAGACGUGUGA
This is a messenger RNA of Myotis brandtii (Brandt's bat), 1138 nucleotides long. Its product is annotated as endogenous retrovirus group FC1 member 1 Env polyprotein-like. The transcript has 2 exons. The record is from RefSeq and is a predicted model, not a curated record. NCBI's taxonomy places the organism in Eukaryota, Metazoa, Chordata, Mammalia, Chiroptera, Vespertilionidae. Bases 114 to 578 code for a protein of 154 amino acids.